UGGAAGUUUUAUGCUCUUGCUGCUGUUGUUUUAGCAAUCCUGCAAUGACAAAUGCCACUUCAGAGGAUGGUAGAAAGGCAAAGCCAGAAGGAUUGACAAUCUGUAACACAAUUGACAACCCUGAAGUUGGAAUAUUCACUCAUGAAGCGAAGCCUUUACCUCUCCCAGAGACGAUCGCUGUUCACCAGAAUGUACAAAAUACAUGUUGUGGUUCUGCAAGCUCAUGUGCUGAUAAAGAAGACAAGGAGUUAUGCAAGAAUGAAGUUCCACAUUCCCCAGAGAUUCAUAUAGUGCAAUUUGAUUAUAUGGCAAGGAGCCAUGAGGAGCUGAGUGUGAGAGAAGGAGAGUGUCUGGAAAUACUCAGCAAAGAAGGGGAUUGGUGGCUCGCUCAGAAAGUUUGGAAAGGUUCAAACAAACAAAAAAAUCCCUGCUCUGGGUUUGUGCCUGUUGAAAUACUUGCAAAAGAGAAGAGCUUGGAGGGAGAACCCUGGUAUUGUGGAAAAAUGACCAGGUUUGAGGCAGAAAACCAUCUCCUUUCUUCCAAUCAAAUUGUUGACAUGUUUCUUGUCCGCAAAAGUGAGACAUUUCAGAACUCAUAUGUAUUGUCAGCUAAAAAUGGAGAGUCGAUCACUCAUGUUGUGAUUUUACAAAAAGAAAAUGGUCGAUAUUACAUCACAGAAGACAGAGAUUUUCACAACAUUCACGAGCUGAUUGAAUAUUAUCAACAUAAUACAAUACAGUAUGAUACUCGAUUAAACAGACCCAGCAAAAAGAAAAAGCCAUCACUUCGUCACUUAUCAUAUAACACAGUGGACAAAUGGGAAAGACCGAAAGAAGAAUUUACUUUGAUAAAGUGCAUAGGAUCUGGUAAUUAUGGAGAAGUGUGGAAAGCCAUCUGGAAUGACAGUGUACCUGUUGCAAUUAAAAUGUUGAAAGAAGAGGUUAAAGAUUCCAGCAAUCUUCUGAAAGAAGCACAAAUUAUGAAGAACUUCCAGCAUGAGAAUCUGGUCCCCCUCUAUGCUGUAUGCACCAUAAAGCAACCUUUCUUCAUUGUCACUGAAUUGUUGAAACAUGGAGAUCUCUUGAAUUAUUUAAGGGAAUCUGAGGGUUGUUUUACAAUUGCACAGUUAAUUGAAAUGGCAAUUCAGAUUGCUACUGGAAUGUUGUACCUUGAAUCCAAACAAUAUAUUCAUCGGGACUUAGCAGCAAGAAAUGUUCUUGUGGGAGACAAUAUUGUUUGCAAAAUUUCAGACUUUGGGCUUACUAGAUUGCUUAAGGAUGCCACAACUGGUAGCAUACCUGACAGUCAACUUCCUAUUAAAUGGACAGCUCCAGAAUUAGCAAGUAUGAAUCAAGCUUCGCUGAAAUCUGAUGUCUGGUCUUUUGGUAUUCUUCUGUUUGAGAUUACCACAAAUGGGAAGAUACCAUAUCCUGGAAUGACAAAUAAAAUGGUCUUAUCUGAACUACUACAAGGCUACAGGAUGCCAUGUCCAAAUGGCUGUCCACAACCCAUUUAUAACAUUAUGAGACAAUGCUGGAAUGAAAUUCCAUCUCAAAGGCCAUCAUUUAGUAUACUGAAACUACAGCUUGAAGAGUUCAUCAUAACCAAUUACAAUCCUCUGUAUUAACUCUCUUCAAAAUGAGGAAAGUGUUUAUUUAAAGCUACGAACAAAAGAAGAUAGGUUUCAAAAUGUAUUGGACUGAAUGGUGCAGGAUGAAUGAAACUAAUUACAUGGAUUGUUAUAGAUGGAAAUUGAGAAUAGCUUGUGGUCACUAUUAAAUGUGCCAUUAAAUAUGA
This is a messenger RNA of Chiloscyllium plagiosum (whitespotted bambooshark), 1798 nucleotides long. Its product is annotated as tyrosine-protein kinase FRK-like. The record is from RefSeq and is a predicted model, not a curated record. NCBI's taxonomy places the organism in Eukaryota, Metazoa, Chordata, Chondrichthyes, Orectolobiformes, Hemiscylliidae. Gene Ontology annotation, biological process: protein phosphorylation. Gene Ontology annotation, molecular function: ATP binding; protein binding; protein tyrosine kinase activity.